Molecule: messenger RNA, 1841 nt
Organism: Puntigrus tetrazona (Sumatra barb)
Lineage: Eukaryota; Metazoa; Chordata; Actinopteri; Cypriniformes; Cyprinidae
Gene: hbegfa
Product: heparin-binding EGF-like growth factor a
Exons: 6
Coding region: 165-845 (226 amino acids)
Biological process (GO): epidermal growth factor receptor signaling pathway; positive regulation of cell population proliferation; positive regulation of mitotic nuclear division
Source: RefSeq, a predicted model, not a curated record
GCGGCUGAUUUUUAACCUUGACGCACGAGAGACGCUCACAGUCACAGAGUAACGCUUGAAGACGCGAGCUAACAGCCUUCAGAGGCUUCAGAGGAAUUACCGCCGCGGGAAGGAUUUUAUUUUUAACAGCUGAAACUAUCGUCGUCAUUACCAGAAAGGAAAAUAUGAAGUUUUUAACUGUUUUGCGUCUUUUCGUCCUUACCGUGGCUGUCACGUCGGUGAGCGGUGCGUCUAUAGAGCGCUUUGAGAGCGAGAGGCCUGCACAGACAGCUGUGAUCGACCUUCUGGGGGUACUGAGCGAGAAGAGAUCUACUGUGGAUGGCAAGCAAGUGGAAUAUGAGGAGGAAGACGAGUAUUACUAUGACGACGAAGAGGAGGACGAGCUCUCAGGGGAUUACGAAGAGCCACUUGUUGCGUUUUCGAGCAAACCCAAAGACCAGAGUGCGGUUUUGAGCGCGGAGAAACGCGAAGGCUUGAAUAGGAAGGGGCUCGGAAGGAAGAAGGCCAAAGGAAAGGGAAAAGGCAAGAAAAGAAACCCAUGUCUAAAAAAGUACAAGGACUUCUGCAUCCACGGAACCUGCCAGUAUCUGAAGGACUUAAAGGGGCCCUCUUGCAUAUGUGACCAGGGCUACUCAGGAGAGCGAUGUCACCUUUUCUCCCUGGAAGUAAGGAAGAAUGAUAGCGCAUAUAACCGCACUACAGCGCUUGCUGUGGUGGCCGUGGUUCUCUCUUUCUUGUGUCUCACCAUCAUUGGACUCUUACUGGCACUCAGGUUUCACAAGCAAGGUGCGUAUAACGUGGAAAAUGAGGAGAAGGUUAAACUGGGAGCCGCCCCACACCACUAAACGAGACGGGAGAGAACGGGCAACCGUGUGGAAAUUCUACCUCAAAAAUGAAGUGGCAAAGUUGAAUGUUGCGCGGAGCAGAGGGCACAGCGUGCUGGAGGAGAGGACGGUGACGGCGUUUGUUUGGCAGGAGCCCGCGGCGCCUCCGUGAAGGGCCUGACUCACCAAUGACUCGCUAAACGGUUCACAGGAGAGCUCAAAACCUGCCACAAACUGGAACUCUGGCGGACGGACUCGGUCAGGAAGAGAAAACCGAGCUGUGCCACACCGAAUAAGAAGGAACUCUUCGGGGUUGGGAAUGUAGUUUGAGUUUUAGAGGCGGGGCUUUUUCUAGUGCUGAAGAAGCUUGGCCUGAAAUGAGUAUUCUUACAAAUAAGCGUUUUUGUUCAUGUCUUGUGCACUGUUUAUUUAAUCGUUGCUGGCUAUGCUUUAAUUUAUUUAUUUAUGUAUAUAUCUAUAUUAUUAACUAUUCGUAUUUAUUUGGAUUUAGACCAACAUUGUCCAGCCCUAAUGCUCUGGCAACGUAUUUGGAUGUGUCUGUGUUGUAUGUUGAUGUAAUAUUUUAUUUAUUAAAAGCAGUAGCAAUCCGUGUCUAUUCAGUAAAUGAGUACUGAACGAUGGUAGACUGAAAGUCAAAAUAGUAUAUCAAUAAUGGUAUUUUAUAUUUUUGAUGCAUUUAAUGAAGAGAAGUUAUUAUUUGUAUUUUGACGUUCAGGACAGUGUUAGAAUGUAUAUUUCAGCAAACUUUAAGAAAAAAGCGUGGUUUUUUUUUUUUGUUUUUUUUUUUGUUUGGCCAGUAAAGUGCUGACACUGUUACCGAACAGAAUUAAGAAAUGUGAAUUCAGUUCAUUUUCUGUUUUAAUUUCAGCAUCCUGCUCUAUAAGACACCGUAGUUGUUUCCUCGUUCUCUCAAUGUAUGUAUGGAGCGUUUAUUUUCAAAAACAAAAACGCUCCGGCAAGAAAUUAAGGCAAAUAAUAAAACCUCUUUAUACAAAA